AACGAGCGUGCGUAGUACGUAGCGACAGUAGUACGGUUGUAUUGCGCGUCCUGGCACUGCGCGUGUAUGACGUGCAAAUUGGGUAUUGUUGAUAAGAGUAAAGUGCGCAAGAAAAAGUCUCGUAGCGCAAUUAGUACUUAAGAAUAUAGCAAAAAGAGAUGGGAAAAACGAUAAUUGGAAAAUGCGCGGUAUUGUGUACGGCGAUAGGUUUCAUUACCCUAUUAAUCGCGUUUACCACACCCAAUUGGAUAGAGACAGACGGUACAUUGGAGAGGCCAAAAUUAGUAAAAAUCGGACUUUGGCAGGUAUGCUUCCAAGGUCCCCAGGAUAUGAAACACUUCUUCGAGUCGACCAGGUCCUAUGGUUGUUUCUGGGUCUUUGAGGACCUCUACUACGACAUCUUUGAGACUUUCAACAUUAAGAUGCCGAGCUCCUUCAUUGCGGCGCAGUUCUUCUUCACUCUCUCCAUGACGCUGCUUUUCAUCAGCGGCGGCUUGGCCACUCUGUUCACUUGUUGUUCCCAACACCACAACAAGUACCAGCUACUCCUCCAGGCAACUGGCUCGAUCUUGUUGCUUGCCGGAGUCUGCGAGAUGAUCGCAAUUAAGAUAUUUGUCACCGAAGACAAGGCUUACUACUGGCUGCCGGACUGGGAGCACAACGUUCUAAGCUGGUCUUUCAUCCUCGCUGCUAUCAGCUGUGUAUUUACAACCCUUGCAGGUGUCCUAUUUUUUGCUGAUGCCAGGAGGCACAGAAUUACCUUGAUACAAAUAAUACAGCAACGACAUUACACGCCUAGUACUACAAUUUAGGUUUUUAAAAAUAGUAACAGAGAAGCUAGAUAGUAAGAGAGUGAUGUAGAUAUGUGACGCACAAAUAUUUUUGUACUCAUUUGACUUAUACUUCAAGAUCUGAGACAUAUCAAGUAUUUGCUUUUUAUUUCUAUCUCAUUAUUUGUUUUUUUUUUUCGGAAGAUGAACUUUACAAAUGCUCAGAAUUUUGAAAAGAUACGAUAGGCCUUAGCCUGUAAUACCUGAUCAUGCUUCAUGCUGAUUGAUCUGCACUGAAUCUUUAUUUACAAGAGGCUUUGACUCGACGGUUACGUGAUAAUUAUAAUGUGCCUUGACCUUGGUCUUACAUAUGCUCACGUAUGUAAAAAUAUUGUAUCUAUUAUUUAUUUAUUGCAUAUUUUUUUUCUCAAGAAUAAAAAACAUUAGAGUCUCAUAUAUUAUGUACACAGUUUGUUGUAAAUAAGAAUGUCAGGAACAUUUUCAAUUAAAAUUUGACACACUCGUGUAACUGUUAUUAAUUUUUUACUUCUGUCACAUAUAUUAUGUGAGAAUUAUUUCUAAAUAAUGUUUUCAUUUUUUAAUCAAGCUACUCACCAGCAAUAUGUAUUUUUGUAUUAAUACUCAUUGUACAUUUGUAAGUAGGGUAGCUAAGUUACAUCUCAAGUCUGAUGACGGAAUAGUAUUUCCCCAUAAAAAAUUAAUAAUCUUGUUUCGAAAAUAUAUUUAACAUAAUAUGUUUGCAUACGUAUCAUACACAUGUAUAUUAGUUUGAAAAAUUAAUUUAGUUUAUUUUUCUAUGUAUGUAUAUUUCUUUUUCAACCAUAGAGAUUCCGCAUAAAGGAAAUAUAAUAAAAAGAAUGAAUAAUUUAUAAAAAUUUUGUCAAUAUAGUUAUUCACUAGUCUACGCUGCCAGUGUUUAAAACAGGUAUAUAUUAUUUUUCGCUCACUCACCAUAGUCUCGACUCUCUAGUAUGUUAAUACAAGAGAUUCUUGAUUCAGAAAAAACA
Messenger RNA from Neodiprion fabricii, 1798 nucleotides. RefSeq lists its product as uncharacterized. The transcript has 2 exons. The coding region runs from base 159 to 812 and encodes 217 amino acids. The record is from RefSeq and is a predicted model, not a curated record. Gene Ontology annotation, biological process: septate junction assembly; regulation of tube size, open tracheal system. Gene Ontology annotation, cellular component: septate junction; membrane. Lineage: Eukaryota; Metazoa; Arthropoda; Insecta; Hymenoptera; Diprionidae.